AGUGGUUCUCAUACACACUGCAGGAGCAGACCUUCCUGUACUGGGGUGGUAACUGGACGUAGAAGUAUUGAGGGGACUGGAGUAAACAGGGUGUACAGCGUCUAAAGAGACUUGAACUAGCUGGGAGCCACAAGUCAUCAUGGUUAUCCUGCUGGUCCUCACACUGAAGGUUGUCCUCCUCUUAGCUGCUAUGUGGAGUGUGUGUUCAGCAGAGUUGAUCACAGUGGAAAGAUAUAAGGGAGGCAAGGCAGAGAUCAGAUGCCCCUAUAGAGAGGAGUGGAGGAGCCACCAGAAGUACAUAUGCAAAGGCAGCAAAAUGGAGUGUAUAACAUUUUUGGGAGACAAUGAUAUUGAGACUGAGGAUGAAGAACGAAGCUCUAAAUGGAGAUACUCCCUAUAUGACGACAAAGGGGUCAGAGUCUUCAUUGUGACCAUCACCAACCUGAUGUCAGAUGGUGCUGGAACAUACUGGUGUGGAGUGGAACGAUUUGGACUGGACCCUGAAGUGCAUGGAGAUUGGUGUUGUGAAAACCCAGCUGAAGUGACAGGCUAUGAAGAACGGUCAGUCUCCAUCCAUUGUAUGUAUAAUGAAAAAAAUGAAGACAAUGAGAAAUACUUUUGCAAAGCGAAUACACUAUCUAAGUGUCUAGUUGAUGUAAAAGUGACAACAACCAAAAGCCAGAACGGGAGGUUCUCACUGUUCGACAACAGGACAGCCGGAGCAUUCACCGUGACCAUCACCAGACUAACCCAAGAGGAUGCUGGGAGAUAUCUCUGUGGUGUACAGAACAACCACACAACCAAUACCCUGUCAGCAGUUCAGCUUGUUAUCAAGAUUUCACCAACUUUAUCAUCACCACCUAUUGCCACCUCCGUCUCACCAUCAUCCGUGUCAUCACCAUCAUCCAUCUUAACAUCAACACACAACAGAUCUGAUACAUCAGUGGUCAUCAUAGUAUCUGGGACUCUGGUCAUGCUGCUAUUGGUGCUUGUGGUCAGCCUGUUCAUAGUCUAUAGAUGGAAAUUCAACAAGGAAACAGCUGACUCCUCAGCACCCAAGGUGAACACAGACACUGGGAUCAACAGAGAGGGUUGUCAUGGUGAUGGUGACUAUGAGGAGAUAGAGGACUGCCCCCUACAGUCCAGUUCAGGUGGUGAGACCACCGCCAUCUACGCCACCGCCAACUUACCCACAAGCACCUCUGACUCUCUCAACUACGCCAACGUCAACUUCCACAAGGUCCCCAGCUGCUCCAAUGAGGCCACUGUCGCCAUCGCUAAAGAGGGCACUUCUCCUGGUUACUAUGCCACUGUCAACAUUGGUCAAAGCCCCGCCUACUCUACUGUCAAUCAUCCACACAGCACCUCUGAGGCUCCUCCCAUCUAUUAUACAGUCAGCAAACCCAGAGAUGCCUGAGUCACUGACAACCAAUCACAUGGGACAUAUACACACGGGCAACAAAUCAUAAGUGACAUGUUAUUAAAAUAGUUAUAACUAUAUGUUCCACCGACAAUUUUUAGAAAACAGCUACAAGAUCAGGGCCUGAGUUCCCGAUAGCGAUGGAACUUAGGCUUACAAGUGUUUUAACGAUGCAUAGUUCCUACAACGGCCGAAUAUGUAUCUUGCGUUUUCUAAAACACCAAACAGGGAGAACAUUCGCUAAGUGAUUCAUUGAAGAACAUUUACACAUACUCAGAACAUUGCUUGGUGUAAUGGUGCUGCAAGUGAUAUACAACAUGCUAGUGAUAUACAACAUGCUAGUGAUAGACAACAUGCUAGUGAUAUACAACAUGCUAGUGAUAUACAACAUGCUAGUAAUAUUCAACAUGCUAGUGAUAUACAACAUCAAAUCAAAUCAAAUCAAUCCAAAUGUAUUUAUAUAGCCCUUCGUACAUCAGCUGAUAUCUCAAAGUGCUGUACAGAAACCCAGCCUAAAACCCCAAACAGCAAGCAAUGCAGGUGUAGAAGCACGGUGGCUAGGAAAAACUCCCUAGAAAGGCCAAAACCUAGGAAGAAACAUAGAGAGGAACCAGGCUAUGUGGGGUGGCCAGUCCUCUUCUGGCUGUGCCGGGUGGAGAUUAUAACAGAAUAUGGCCAAGAUGUUCAAAUGUUCAUAAAUGACCAGCAUGGUCCAAUAAUAAUAAGGCAGAACAGUUGAAACUGGAGCAGCAGCACGGCCAGGUGGACUGGGGACAGCAAGGAGUCAUCAUGUCAGGUAGUCCUGGGGCAUGGUCCUAGGGCUCAGGUCCUCCGAGAGAGAGAAAGAAAGAGAGAAGGAGAGAAUUAGAGAACGCACACUUAGAUUCACACAGGACACCGAAUAGGACAGGAGAAGUACACCAGAUAUAACAAACUGACCCUAGCCCCCCGACACAAACUACUGCAGCAUAAUUACUGGAGGCAGGAGGGGUCAGGAGACACUGUCGCCCCAUCCGAGGACACCCCCGGACAGGGCCAAACAGGAAGGAUAUAACCCCACCCACUUUGCCAAAGCACAGCCCCCACACCACUAGAGGGAUAUCUUCAACCACCAACUUCCCAUCCUGAGACAAGGCUGAGUAUAGCCCACAAAGAUCUCCGCCAUGGCACAACCCAAGGGGGGGCGCCAACCCAGACAGAAUGACCACAUCAGUGAAUGAACCCACUCAGGUAACGCACCCCUUCCAGGGACGGCAUGAGAGAGCCCCAGUAAGCCAGUGACUCAGCCCCUGUAAUAGGGUUAGAGGCAGAGAAUCCCAGUGGAAAGAGGGGAACCGGCCAGGCAGAGACAGCAAGGGCGGUUCGUUGCUCCAGAGCCUUUCCGUUCACCUUCCCACUCCUGGGCCAGACUACACUCAAUCAUAUGACCCACUGAAGAGAUGAGUCUUCAGUAAAGACUUAAAGGUUGAGACCGAGUUUGCGUCUCUGACAUGGGUAGGCAGACCGUUCCAUAAAAAUGGAGCUCUAUAAGAGAAA
Molecule: messenger RNA, 2956 nt
Organism: Oncorhynchus nerka (sockeye salmon)
Lineage: Eukaryota; Metazoa; Chordata; Actinopteri; Salmoniformes; Salmonidae
Product: CMRF35-like molecule 8
Exons: 7
Coding region: 140-1417 (425 amino acids)
Cellular component (GO): plasma membrane
Molecular function (GO): transmembrane signaling receptor activity
Source: RefSeq, a predicted model, not a curated record